AUGACGGCAAUCCGUGCUUCUCAGGGUAUCGCCAAGUGCUUUUGGCGGCGCGUCGACCAGAUGCUCUCCAUCUUCAGCAAGGGGCUUAAGCCCAGCCAGGGCCCGGCACUCGCUGCCGUCGCCACCAACGUGACGUCAACCCGUUUCGCGUCGAGCGAAGUGAACUUCUCGGUACAGGCGUUCAAGCUGCACAAGCUGGACAACGGGCCCAACACACAAGUGAAGCUGACGCGAGACGAUGCCCUCAAGUACUACAGACAAAUGCAGCUGAUCCGCCGUAUGGAGGGCGCCGCCAGCAACCUCUACAAGGAGAAGAAGAUUCGAGGAUUUUGCCAUCUCUACUCUGGACAGGAAGCUUGUGCCGUUGGGAUGAAGGCGGCGAUGACUGACGGCGAUGCCGUGAUCACCGCCUAUCGCUGCCACGGAUGGACGUAUCUCUGCGGAUCGACCGUCACCGAGAUUCUGGCCGAGUUGACGGGCCGCAUCACCGGAAACGUGUACGGCAAGGGCGGCUCGAUGCACAUGUACGCCAAGGAUUUCUACGGAGGAAAUGGAAUCGUCGGGGCACAGCAACCACUCGGCGCUGGAGUCGCUUUCGCCAUGAAAUACAGGGAUCAGAAGAACAUCUGCGUGGCGUUGUACGGUGACGGAGCCGCGAACCAAGGUCAACUCUUCGAGGCCGCCAACAUGGCCAAGCUGUGGGAUCUGCCGUGCAUCUUUGUCUGCGAGAACAAUGGAUUCGGCAUGGGAACGUCGGCCGAUCGCUCAUCCGCGUCAACCGAUUACUAUACUCGUGGCGACUACGUGCCGGGCGUGUGGGUCGAUGGAAUGGACGUGUUGGCUGUGAGGGAGGCGAUUCGUUGGUGCAAAGAAUACUGUGAUGCUGGCAAGGGGCCUCUGAUGCUGGAAGUGGCUACGUAUCGAUACCAUGGACACUCGAUGUCGGAUCCCGGAACUAGCUACCGUACCCGCGACGAGAUUCAAUCUGUGAGGAAGACGCGCGACCCGAUCACCGGCUUCAAGGACCGCAUCGUCACUUCCGGCCUGGUCACCGAGGACGAGCUCAAGGAGGUUGAUAAGGCGGUGCGCAAGGAGGUGGAGGACGCGACGAACAGCGCUGUCAACGAUGGAGUGCUGCCACCGGAAGCCCUCUACGCCGACAUCUUCCACAACGACGAGCCGCAGACUGUUCGUGGAUGCACCGUUGACGAGACGAUCGUCCAGCCGUAUCGAACGACGAAGGAGAUUGUGCAGCAGAGGAAG
Mesorhabditis spiculigera is the source of this 1263-nucleotide messenger RNA. The record is from the annotation of a GenBank genome assembly. Lineage: Eukaryota; Metazoa; Nematoda; Chromadorea; Rhabditida; Rhabditidae.